AUUAUCGCCAACUUCACACCUCCACGGAGGGUGAUAACGACACCAUAACCAUGACCAUGGCGUAUCUCCCCGAGUACGAGCAGGACGAAACCCUCGCCACGACGCCCGGCUCCCAGCACGCCCACACACAUGGCCACGCGCUCGAGCCCGCCACCACGCCGUUCGCCGGCCGCAUCGGCGGCAACCAGGACUUCGUGCUCGACCGCAGCGACCCCAAGAACAUCGACGUCCUGCACCGCGUGCCCGAUGCCGCCCCUUGCAUGACCCUGCCCGAGAUCUUCGACCUGCGCGGUUUCCUCGCCCCCGAGCUGUGGAAGUUCGCCAUGCUCGAAUGUGUCGCAAGCAUGCUAAACACCUUCCUCUCGGUGUGGGUCACAACCCACCCAAUGGCCAAAAGCACCGCACCCACAAGCGCCUCAGGCGUCUACAGCACGAUAACCUUCUUCUCGCCGACCUUCGGCGGCCUCACCAACCUGCUGCUCACGCCCCUCCUAAUCUACACCUUCUCCCCCAGCUCAGGAGGCCACAUCAAUCCGCUGAUAACCCUCGCCACGCUCUUCGCGCGCAUCAUCUCGUUCCCCCGCGCGGUGCUGUACAUCCUCGCCCAGACGCUGGGCGGCGCCCUCGCCGGCUUCGCUCUGCACGCCGCCUACGGCGACCGGAAUAUCACGGUCGGCGGCUGCUACAUCGACACGGCGCUGGUGCCCGUGUCCAGCGGGCUAGUCGUCGAGUUUUUUUCGUGUCUGAUCGUCGUGUGGCUGUGUUUCGGUGUUGCGCUGGACCCCCGUCAGGCCAAGGUGUUUGGGCCGAGUGUUGCGCCGUGGUUGGUUGGUGUUGUUGUGGGCGUUGUGACCUGGGGUACCGCUUGGACCCGCGUCGGGUAUAUUGGUGCUAGCGUCAAUCCUGCGCGGUGCUUCGGCGCGUAUGUUGCGUCCGAGUUUCCCGGGUAUCAUUGGAUUCAUUGGGUCGGUCCGCUGGCGGCUGCGGUGGCGCAUGGGUUGGUGUAUUUCGUUGAUCCGUUGUGGACGGAUCCCGUUCGGAAUUGA
Molecule: messenger RNA, 1046 nt
Organism: Aspergillus homomorphus CBS 101889
Lineage: Eukaryota; Fungi; Ascomycota; Eurotiomycetes; Eurotiales; Aspergillaceae
Product: MIP transporter
Exons: 4
Coding region: 51-1046 (331 amino acids)
Biological process (GO): transmembrane transport
Cellular component (GO): plasma membrane
Molecular function (GO): water channel activity
Source: RefSeq, a predicted model, not a curated record